Molecule: messenger RNA, 787 nt
Organism: Daphnia magna
Lineage: Eukaryota; Metazoa; Arthropoda; Branchiopoda; Diplostraca; Daphniidae
Exons: 1
Source: RefSeq, a predicted model, not a curated record
AUGGCCGACGAGGGCCAAGGUCGUACGGUCGAUGCUCAGGCCAUGUUUGCCACACGGACGACAGCAAAGCGCAAACCCACCAACACCGUAAAGCGAGCCCGAACUUUAAUAGUCAACGCCGCGUCUCGUGCUGACCUCGACGCCUUCAUCCCAACGCUAACUGAUGCCUUCAAUGAGCUCGUCGAUAUACACGAGCGUUUCGUGGCCGCUGCUAACCUUGAAGCUGAAGAACAGGAGGCCGCCCAAGCGUACUUGAAAAGGAUCCAGCAACUGCAUAACACUUGUGUCGAACCAAUCAAUCACGUCCGUCAAGUGAGGGUUGGUCGUCAGGGAUGGAAUGUAUGCAACAGCGGCCAUGAACCUAAUCGUUCUAAUCCACGCGACGACCAAACGGAAUCGCUCAGCAAUACCAUUCAGCCUUACGAUUCCUCAGGUGCCAUUCAACAGCCUGAACCCAAAGAUAACACCAGCCAUCUAAACGUACCUGAUGAAGAAUUUGACGCUACUGCUCAACUAACGGCCGCGAAAAAACGAAAGCUUGAUCUCGAGUUCUUGUUGGUUCAGAAAAAGAUUCAGCAAGUACUAGAAGUCAAAGAUUUGGCCACAAAAAACGAACGCGAAUAAUAGGAUCUAAUGAUGCGAAUCCGUCGCGAAUUGCAACUUCUUGCGGGCCUCGGAGCCGUAGCGUUCGAAGAUUACCUUUUAACUUCGUCUCCAUUUCAAACUUAUCAGAACAAUCUUCCCCGUACGCGACGGUUAGCUAGAUAGAAGCUGGACGCAAGCUUCG